This is a messenger RNA of Nematostella vectensis (starlet sea anemone), 1531 nucleotides long. Its product is annotated as methionyl-tRNA formyltransferase, mitochondrial. The transcript is spliced from 12 exons. Gene Ontology annotation, biological process: conversion of methionyl-tRNA to N-formyl-methionyl-tRNA; biosynthetic process. Gene Ontology annotation, cellular component: mitochondrion. Gene Ontology annotation, molecular function: methionyl-tRNA formyltransferase activity. Lineage: Eukaryota; Metazoa; Cnidaria; Anthozoa; Actiniaria; Edwardsiidae. Bases 136 to 1203 code for a protein of 355 amino acids. The record is from RefSeq and is a predicted model, not a curated record.
GGGGAAUCUUCGAGGGAAUUAUCUAAGUCCACCACAGCGAGGACAGAAAGUCGUCAUGCGAAGAAACUGCACUUGUAAACAUAAAAAAUCAAACAGUCUGAUGCGCCUGAUGCAUUCAUUAGAAAAAAGAACAACAUGAAGCUAUCGCCGAGUCUUUUUUCCCGUUUAAACCCUGGAAAGCCGCCAUGGAGAGUUUUAUUUUUUGGAACAGACAAAUUCGCUGUGCACCCUUUACAAAACUUACUCGAAAGAAUGCAAGAUGGCUCAUUGAUUGAAAACGUCGAGCUUGUCUGUCCCCCAGAGAGAAGGCGUGCCAUCAACAAGAAAGUCCAGAAUGAAAAUUUUAUAACAGCAAGAGAAUAUGCCAUUGAGGAAGGGAUUCCCAUCCAUGAGUGGAAGGGCAAAGAAGGAUGGGCUCCAGAGUACAGUCCUGAAGGGCCUUAUGACAUUGGAGUUGUUGCUUCUUUUGGAUACUUGAUUCCUAAUAAUGUUAUUGAUUUAUGUCCAAGUGGAAUGGUGAAUAUACACCCAUCUAUUCUGCCAAAGUGGAGAGGGGCGGCUCCAAUGACCCAUGCCAUCCUUAGUGGGGCAUCACACACUGGGGUAUCUAUUGUUGGGGUGUCUAGAGAUAGGUUUGACCAUGGAAAAAUAUUAUUGCAGGAAAACUACAAGAUUCGAGAUGAUAUCAUGUAUGAUGACCUGUCAGAUGAGCUUGCAAUCCUGGGCAGCAGAAUGAUGUUAUACACAAUUGAACACUGGGAUGAGCUUUGGAAAACUGCUAAAGUGCAGCCCAAGGAGGGGGCAUCAAAAGCUCCAAGAAACAGCAUUCAGACUGGAUUCAUAAGCUGGGAAGACCACACAUGGGAGCAGAUCUGGGGGAAGUGGAGGGCUCUAAGCACUAGGGUUGGAAUCCAUACUAGCUGGGGCGGCAAGAAAGUUAGACUUAUCAAGAUGUCUCCGGAAAAGAUAGAGGAUGACGUCGAGGAGAUACGUGAAGCUUUACCCGGCCAAACAAAAUAUGAUAAAGAGAGGGAAAUUCUCUUCAUCAAGUGCAAGGAUGAUUGGGCUGGCUUCACUGAGUUGCAGUUCGAGUGCAAGGACAUCAUCAAAGCAAGGGAUUUCGCCAACUCGUAUCUACUUCAGUCUAUCAAAAACUCAAAAGAUGGACGCACAUUUAAGGACUUGGAAGCUGCAAGUUGCUGACGAUUAGUUUAGAAUGGUUACAAAUUAUUCACGGUUUUAAGAUAUAACAAAAGAAUGGAUUGCCGAAUUGUACAUUUUGACUUCAACAUUUUCCGCUGGAACUAAGCACUCAUAAAUACCAAAGACGUCCUGAAAAAUUCAAUAGUUUCGCGUUGUUUAGACGCAAGCUCCAGGGUGAGGGGGAAUCUGAUACUGUAGAAGAGAGAUAGUGAUACUUUUCUAAACACACACUGAUACAUACUGUAUGAUACAUAAAAAAAUCUGAAAUAUUUACAAUUACUCUAUUUCACUCUGUACUUUACAGAAUAAACAGUAGCUUAAAACUAAA